Molecule: messenger RNA, 759 nt
Organism: Dictyostelium purpureum
Lineage: Eukaryota; Evosea; Eumycetozoa; Dictyosteliales; Dictyosteliaceae
Product: glycosyltransferase
Exons: 3
Coding region: 1-759 (252 amino acids)
Biological process (GO): GPI anchor biosynthetic process; protein O-linked glycosylation via mannose
Cellular component (GO): endoplasmic reticulum membrane
Molecular function (GO): dolichyl-phosphate beta-D-mannosyltransferase activity
Source: RefSeq, a predicted model, not a curated record
AUGACAUCAAGAAGAGGAGCACCAUCAUCAUCAUCAACAGUUUCAAAAGACAAAUAUACAAUUAUUUUACCAACUUAUAAUGAAAAGGAAAAUCUCCCAAUCAUUACUUGGUUAAUUAAUUCAGAAUUAGAAAAAAAUUUUGUCGAUUACGAAAUUAUUAUUGUUGAAGAUAAUUCACCUGAUGGAACAUUAGAAAUUGCUAAACAACUUCAAAAGAUUUAUGGUGAAAAUAAAAUACAAAUUAUUUCUAGACCUGGUAAGAUGGGUUUAGGUACAGCAUAUAUGGAUGGUAUUAAGAAAGCAAACGGUAAUUGGAUUAUUUUAAUGGACGCAGAUCUUUCACAUCACCCAAAAUUCAUUCCACAAUUUAUUGAACAACAAAAGAAACACAAUUAUGAUAUUGUAACAGGUACCCGUUAUCAAUUUGGUGGUGGUGUUUACGGUUGGAACUUCAAUCGUAAAUUAACAUCACGUGUUGCCAAUUAUAUUGCAUCCGUAUUAUUAACACCAGGUGUAUCUGAUUUAACUGGUUCAUUCCGUCUCUAUAGAAAAGAAGUUUUAGAAAAGCUCAUUUCCGUUAACAAAUCAAAAGGCUAUGUAUUCCAAAUCGAAAUGAUGGUCAGAGCAAAUCAAUACAAUUACACAAUUGGUGAAGUACCAAUCACAUUUGUCGAUAGAAUUUUUGGUGUUAGUAAUUUGGAUUCUGGUGAAAUUGUUGGUUAUCUUAAAAGUGUAUUAAAUUUAUUUUUAACCAUUUAA